This is a messenger RNA of Caenorhabditis bovis, 375 nucleotides long. The record is from the annotation of a GenBank genome assembly. Lineage: Eukaryota; Metazoa; Nematoda; Chromadorea; Rhabditida; Rhabditidae.
AUGCCUAAACUCUAUGAUAAAAUCGACGUCAACACAGAAAUUGGUGGUUUUGUAUAUGGACCUGAAUUGUUUAAUGACACGAAUAGCGCCUUAUCAUUGGGAUGCUCCGGAGUUUUCGGAUCAUUCGACCGGGAAAACGAUGUUCCAUUUGAUAUUCGCGAUGAGCCGGACACUUACCGACCGGAUAACAAUGAUAUUACGAAUGCUUAUCGGAAAGACGUUAACGAGAACGGAUAUUUAAAAUUUAUGAAACAUGUGGGAAACGUCAGUCCGACGCGCGAAAGAUCGAGCUAUUGGGCUUAUAUGGUUGAAAAACGAGAUAUUCACAAAAGAUCUAGUCUCGACGGACCAUCUGCAAAAAAACCGCGACACUAA